Messenger RNA from Sinocyclocheilus grahami, 2323 nucleotides. RefSeq names its product vascular endothelial growth factor receptor 1-like. Gene Ontology annotation, molecular function: vascular endothelial growth factor receptor activity; ATP binding. Gene Ontology annotation, biological process: protein phosphorylation; vascular endothelial growth factor receptor signaling pathway. The record is from RefSeq and is a predicted model, not a curated record. Bases 184 to 2283 code for a protein of 699 amino acids. NCBI's taxonomy places the organism in Eukaryota, Metazoa, Chordata, Actinopteri, Cypriniformes, Cyprinidae. The transcript is spliced from 13 exons. Gene Ontology annotation, cellular component: plasma membrane.
CAUGCGUGGUCCUCCCGCUUCAAGAGUUCAUAUACUCCGGACGAUUGAUUGUAGUUCAUGUGAAAGCAGGGUUUGAGGAGUUUGGUGUUGUAAGGUGAAUUGAUUCUCUGGAGUAUUGGAUCUGCAGUCUUUCCUUCAUAGGUGUUCAUCUCCAAGCAAAGGACCUCAAGCAAGACCAAGAGAAUGUUCGAUAUAUUAUUUGUGAUGAUAUUUGGAUUGUCAGGGCGUGUUCUGACUAAAGACACAGACACAAAAGGGAGGUUCAGUUCUCCAGUGUUGGAUGUUACUGAAAAGCAGCUUAUUAUAGAGAGAAAUCAGACACUUCAGCUAAACUGCAGGGGACGGUGGGAGCUCCAGUGGGUUUUGCCAUCAGGCGUCCCGAAAGUCUUCCACGGCACCCAGAUAGAAGAGACUCGAUGCGGGAAGAAAAAUAACCAUUACUGCAGCCGCCUGAUUCUCAGUCCUUCUUUAGCUCAACACACUGGCUCUUAUCGCUGCAGGUACCGCCAAAAGCAUCGCAAACAGGCCUCUGUGUACGUCUACAUCACAGAUAGCCAGCGGCCGUUUGUAAAGGUGCAGUCGGAGAUCCCAGAUGUGGUGUACAUGAAGGAGGGAGAGCUGUUGGUCUUCCCCUGCAGAGUCACAAACCCGGGUGCCAAUGUUUCGUUGGUCAAGGUGAGUGUCUCAACUGUGACUCCUGAUUAUAGAAACAUCAUCUGGAACAGCAGGCAAGGUUUCACUAUCCGUAGUCCCACAUUCUUCUACAUCGGGCUAUUUUCCUGUGAAACUAUUGUCAAUGGAGUCAAAUAUAGCAACAGGUUCUUGACUCACAGGCCAGUGAAUAAAAUCCUGGAUGUGUAUUUGAACAGCACGGGAUUGGUCCACACGUUACAGGGCCAGAUGUUAGCACUGAACUGCACCGUUACAGCUGAAUGGAACGCCAGGGUGUCCAUUAGCUGGACAUACCCUCAAAAGGCUAAUGGAUCUGCCACUAUCAUCAGACGCAUAUCAAGGAGCAGAACCAACAUGCUGUUCUACAGUGUUCUUACCAUCCCCAGACUGAGCAAAGCAGACAGAGGACUUUACAAAUGUCAUGUAACAAGUGGUCCAUCCAAGAGAGAAACAAAUACCACAGUUAUUGUCUAUAACCAGCCUUUCAUUCAACUCAAGCACAGAGAUGGCCCUGUGGUUCAGGCUUCUGCAGGACAGAAAUCUUUCCGUCUUACUCCAAAACUAAGGGCUUUCCCUGCACCUGAAGUCAUCUGGUUGAAGGAUGGGAUGGUUGCUGCCGAACAGUGCUCCCGUUACCAUGUAGACAGGUUUUCUCUGGUCAUUCGGGAUGUUGCUGAAGAGGAUGCAGGAAUCUAUACCAUCCUUACUGGCAUCCAGCAGUAUGGACUUUUCCAGAACCUCACACUCACAUUGGUGGUAAAUGUGAAGCCACAGAUUGGAGAAAAGACUGUUUCCUCUCGGCAACCUGGGACUGUCCAGCGAGGCAGCAGACAAGCCCUGCAUUGCACCUCUCACGGUGUCCCACCACCUCAAAUCCAGUGGCUCUGGCAUCCGUGCCCUCCAAAAGGCCUAUGCGAGAAGCCUCCUCCUUCGUCCUGGACUGCAGUCAGCGAGAAGACAGAAGUCACGUCCACCCACAAUCCCAUCCUGACCGUCAGCCACAGACAGGAAGUGUUAGAAGGGAAGAAUAAGACUGUAGGAGUUCUGACAGUUGGCAAAGCAUUUAUAUCUGGCCUAUAUCGCUGUGUUGCAUCAAACUUAAUGGGCAGAGAUGAACUAGACAUCCAUUUCUAUGUCACAGAUGUCAAAGGAGGCCUUAUCGUAUCUUUGGAGGAAGAACCCAGAGAAGGAGAGGACCUUCGUCUGGUCUGUAUAGCCAAUAGGCACCUCUAUUCAGACCUGUCAUGGUAUAGAUUAACAAAUCAACCCACAACAUCAGAGGGAGCUUCAGUUCUCGGCGGGGAGCUCACAGAAGGGCAGUUCUCUCACACACUGUACCUUCUGCUGAAGAAUGUGACCUCACAGGAUUCGGGAACAUACCGCUGUUCCGCCACACACCUGCUUACAGGAGAACAUACACACCUAGAUACAGCAGUGGAGAUCACAGGUGUGUCUUUAAGAGUCAUUGUGCUCAACACACACAUACAUUCAUGCUUCCUUAAAGGGAUUGUUUAUUCAAACAUGAACAUUCUGUCAUCAUUUACUCACCCUUUUGUUGUUCCAGACCUGUAUGACUUUCUUUGUUGCAUGGAACACAAUAUGGAUAUUUAGCGAAAAUCCUGGCUGCUCUUUUCCAUAGAAUUAAAUACGG